Molecule: messenger RNA, 1328 nt
Organism: Filobasidium floriforme
Lineage: Eukaryota; Fungi; Basidiomycota; Tremellomycetes; Filobasidiales; Filobasidiaceae
Exons: 4
Coding region: 52-1110 (352 amino acids)
Cellular component (GO): growing cell tip; cell division site; plasma membrane
Source: RefSeq, a predicted model, not a curated record
CUCAAUCUCACCGCACCGCCGCCCUUUCGAACUUUAUAAUCUCAUCGCGCAAUGUUCGGCCGACGAAAGAACUCGGACGUGGGCACUGUGACCACCACCUACACGGAGACGACCAGCCGACGACCCUCUAUCAACUAUAUCCUCGCCUCGCUCCUCACCUUGGCCGGGGCCGUCUUGCUCUGGUUGUGUGCGUUCUCGACCCCGUUCAUCAGGAGCAUCUAUUACAUCGGUCUUCGUGGAGGUGAUGCCGAUCGAUUGGGAACGUUCGGGUACUGCGUCAGACGAGGAUCUAUCCGUUGUAUCCAGAAAGUCGGGUACAACUACCCCCUCAUCCCCGGUAACCCUAACGGUCUCACCGGGUCCUUGAUCAUUACCGCCAUUUCGGCCGGAUUGGCCAGCUUGGCCUUCUUCGGACUGUUGUUCGCCAUCUUUAGGCAGAGAGGCGGCUUCCCUGGGUUCAUCUUGACCUUCCUAUCGGCCUUCCUCGCCGUCGUCUCGUUCGUCCUCGCCUUGAUCGCUUUCGUCACCCUUCACGAGCGAUUGGAGGAUAUCAACAAUGGUCCCGAGUACGGUCCUGCCCUUUGGAUGCACUUGGCCGGUACCGCCUGCUUGCUCCUCGCCGUCCCCCUUGUCCUCCUCGGAUGGAUCCGUCAGCGCAAGGGCAAGCACCAGCACGACGAGGUCUACGUAGCCCCUACCCCGGUCGUCAGGGAGACUUAUGUCGAGCCCGAGCCCGUCAGGGAGACUUAUGUCACACCCGUUACCACCGCGCCGGUCAGGGAGACUUAUGUCGCCCCCACCCCGGCCCCGAUCGUCCCGACCACCUAUGCGCCGCCUGCUACCGCCUACCCUGAAGCGCAGGAACACACUGCGGUCUACAGGACCCCGGAGAACCAGGCCGUCUUCCACGGACAACCCAUCACGACCAGGUACGAAUCCAACUACUCGUCUACCGGAAACAACCAGGGCGUUACCACGGGUUACAACACGUACGAGAGCAACAACAACAACUCGUACCUUGCCAACCAGAGGACUUAUUCCGGUGUCACAACCGCUCCUUUGGCUGCGCCCGUCGCGCCCAGUCACUACCGGGGCGACAGCCGAUACUAAGGAUCCACCUUGGCAAACGGAAUAGCCGGAGAAAAUGGACCUACCAACGGACUACCGUCAUGGACCAUACGAAGACGAAUAUCUCCUUGUAGAACAACCUCGACCGGGCAUCAACGUGUGGUCGACACAUCAAACUUAUAAUUCACCGCCGCAACCGAUUCGUACACGAUGUAUCCACUAUAUAUACGCAUUCUCUGAAAUUGAGAAAUACUUUGUAG